This is a messenger RNA of Aureobasidium uvarum, 1437 nucleotides long. Lineage: Eukaryota; Fungi; Ascomycota; Dothideomycetes; Dothideales; Saccotheciaceae. The record is from the annotation of a GenBank genome assembly.
AUGCCUGGUUUCGCCCAAGCAAGCGAUCUGUCGGCAUGGAAGUCGCUUAUGAAGCACCACCAAGAGCUGGGUCGCUCCAUUGUCCUCAAGGAUGCCUUUGCCGAGGACCCUAAGCGUUUCGAGAAGUUCUCGCGCACCUUCACCAACGACGUCGACAAGUCCGAGACCAUCUUCGAUUUCUCAAAGAACUUCAUCACCGAUGAGACCCUCCAGCUUCUGUGCCAGCUCGCCCGCGAGGCAAAGGUCGAGGAGCUCCGUGACGACAUGUUCAAAGGUGAGAAGAUCAACUUCACCGAGAAGCGCGCCGUCUACCACGUCGCUCUCCGCAACACCGAGAACUGGCCCAUGCAGGUCGACGGCAAGAGCGUUGUCGAGGAGGUCAACUCUGUCCUCGAGCACAUGAAGGAGUUCUCCGAGGAGGUCCGCAGCGGCAAGUGGGUCGGUUACACCGGCAAGGCCAUCAACACCAUCGUCAACAUCGGUAUCGGCGGUUCUGAUCUCGGCCCUGUCAUGGUCUCCNNCGAGGCCCUCAAGCCCUACGGCAAGCGCGACAUGAAGCUCCACUUCGUCUCCAACAUUGACGGCACCCACAUGGCCGAGGCCCUCCGCGACUCUGACCCCGAGACCACUCUCUUCCUUGUCGCCUCCAAGACCUUCACCACCGCCGAGACCACCACCAACGCCAACACCGCAAAGAAGUGGUUCCUCGAACACUCAAAGGACGACUCGGCCAUUGCCAAGCACUUCGUUGCUCUCUCGACCAACGAGUCCGAGGUUACCAAGUUCGGAAUUGACAAGAAGAACAUGUUCGGCUUCGCUGACUGGGUCGGUGGCCGUUACUCCGUCUGGAGCGCCAUUGGUCUUUCGGUCUGCUUGUACAUUGGUUACGACAACUUCCACGACUUCCUUGCUGGUGGUCACGCCAUGGACAAGCACUUCAAGGAGACNCCUCUCGAGCAGAACAUUCCCAUUCUUGGUGGUCUUUUGAGCGUCUGGUACUCGGACUUCUUUGGCGCCCAGACUCACCUCGUCUCUCCCUUCGACCAGUACUUGCACCGCUUCCCGGCCUACCUCCAGCAGCUUUCCAUGGAGUCCAACGGAAAGGCCAUUACUCGCAGCGGCGACUACGUCAAGUACACCACUGGUGCUAUCCUCUUCGGCGAGCCCGCUACCAACGCCCAGCACUCCUUCUACCAGCUCCUCCACCAGGGUACCAAGCUCAUCCCCACCGACUUCAUCCUGGCCGCUGAGUCGCACAACCCCAUCGAGGACAACAAGCACCAAAAGAUGCUUGCCUCCAACUACUUUGCUCAGGCUGAGGCUCUCAUGAUCGGCAAGACNCCUGAGGAGGUUCGCGCAGAGGGCGCCGCCGACGAGCUCGUUCCCCACAAGACUUUCUUGGGCAACCAAGAAGGCUGGUAUCAACUGAAUCCAUGA